AGCACACCUGCUACCAUGAAAAAUAUCCAAAAUGAUAAUAAGGAUACGAACGGGGAUGGUGACAUAUCCAAUUCUUCUUCUGAUUCUGAGGAUGAAGAGGGAGGCCCCACCAUGGAGGACUGUCUCCUCCAGUUCAAGGAGAUGCUUAAGGAAAGGGGAGUGGCACCAUUCUCAAAAUGGGAGAAAGAACUUCCUAAAAUAGUUUUUGAUCCACGCUUUAAGGCCAUUCCAGAUCAAAGUGCACGAAGAGCUCUCUUUGAGCACUAUGUUCGAACUCGUGCUGAAGAGGAACGAAAGGAAAAACGAGCGGAUCAGAAGGCUGCUUUGGAGGGUUUCAAGCAGUUACUGGAAGAAGCAAAGGAGGACAUUGAUCAGAAUACUGAUUAUCAAACAUUUAAGAGGAGAUGGGGUGAAGAUCCUCGAUUUCUGUCCUUGGACAGGAGAGAGAGGGAACAUUUGUUAAAUGACAGGGUGUUACUUCUGAAAAGGAGUGCUCAAGAAAAAGCUCAAGCACAGCGUGCUGUAAAGACAUCUAAUUUCAAGUCUCUGCUUAAGGAUAGAGAAGACAUUACAUCUACUUCCAGGUGGUCAAAGGUGAAGGAUAGCUUAAGAAGAGAUCCCAGAUACAAGUCAGUCAAGCAUGAAGACAGGGAAAAGUUAUUCAAUGAAUACGUAGCAGAACUAAAGGCUGCUGUAGAAGAGACUGCUCAGAAGGCAAAGGCAAAACAAGAUGAGGAGGACGAGAUCGUGAUUUUGGAAGGGAUGACAGAGUUCCAGAACAAGUUCAAAGUCGAUCCGUUGGCGAAUCUAGAUGAUGACGGGAGACGUUCAGCUGUUCGUUGUGCGUUUGAUCCAGGAGGAGACGCCUCUCAACAAUUUUUGGCUAUCAACUCUCGUCGUUGCUUCGUGGUUUCCACCUUGAGGACAGGGUGGAUUUCAACCGUGGGGGAGUUGAUACGAGUAUAUCUUCGGAGUAUAUCUUCGGAAAUAUAUCUCAUAUCUCUAUUAUUAUAUUAUCAUAUCUUUUCCAUAUCUUUAUUAUCUUGUUCACCAAGUUAGGUUAUUCAUAAGAGU
Molecule: messenger RNA, 1074 nt
Organism: Salvia splendens (bonfire salvia)
Lineage: Eukaryota; Viridiplantae; Streptophyta; Magnoliopsida; Lamiales; Lamiaceae
Product: pre-mRNA-processing protein 40C-like
Exons: 2
Coding region: 16-1059 (347 amino acids)
Cellular component (GO): nucleus
Molecular function (GO): RNA polymerase binding; transcription coregulator activity
Source: RefSeq, a predicted model, not a curated record